CAGUGUGUGUGCCGGAGAUGUACGGACCGAUCCUCCAAUCAGGGACUACUGACCGCCUGGGGUCCUGAGCUAAUUCCAUUUCUUCCCAUCCUAGGGGAGCCAACACUUCACUGCUACAUGGAACACUGUGAGAUACACCAAACGUGUUGGGCCCGCCCUCCCAAUCAUGUGAUUCAGGUGUUCCAAUCCCCUCCAUGGACACAGGUGUAUACAAUCAAGCCCCCAGGCAUGCAGACUGCUUCUACAAACAUUGGUGAAAGAAUGGGUCGCUCUCAGGAGCUCAGUGACUCCAAGCGUGGUCCCGUGAUAGGUGGCCACCUGGGCAAUAAGUCCAUCCGUGACAUUUCCUGGCUACUAAAUAUUCCACGCUCAACUGUUAGUGGGAUUAUAACAAAGUGGAAGCAACUGGGAACAACAGCCACUCAGCCACCAAGUGGUAGGCCACGUCACAUGACAGGGCGGGGUCAGCGCAUGCUGAAGCGCACAGUGCGCAGAAGUCACCAACUGUCUGCAGAGUCAAUAGCUAAAGACCUCCAAACUUGGUGUGACCUUCAGAUGAGCCCAACAACAGUGUGUAGAGAGCUUCAUGGAAUGGGUUUCCAUGGCCGAGCAGCUGCAUCCAAG
Staurois parvus is the source of this 624-nucleotide messenger RNA. Lineage: Eukaryota; Metazoa; Chordata; Amphibia; Anura; Ranidae. The record is from the annotation of a GenBank genome assembly.